This is a messenger RNA of Plasmodium cynomolgi strain B, 1998 nucleotides long. RefSeq names its product protoporphyrinogen oxidase. Bases 1 to 1251 code for a protein of 416 amino acids. NCBI's taxonomy places the organism in Eukaryota, Apicomplexa, Aconoidasida, Haemosporida, Plasmodiidae. The transcript has 3 exons. Gene Ontology annotation, molecular function: oxidoreductase activity. The record is from RefSeq and is a predicted model, not a curated record.
AUGGGUGCGCGCGAAGGGGGAGGAGAGGCGGGCGUGCCGGCUGGAGGGGGGGAAGCUGGCCUCGCGGCCGAGCCAGGCGGGGCAAACGCGUCAUGUGGGGUAAGCACGUCAAGCACGUCAAGAACGUCAAUCGAGCCAGAGGAGCCAGACGAAGACCCCCCCAACGAACAGCACACGUACGAUGUUAUCAUCAUAGGCGGAGGACUCUUCAGUUGUUGCCUAUACUACUUUCUAAAGAGAAAAAAUAGAGAUAUAAAAAUCUUGAUACUGGAAAAGGAGCAAACACUCGGAGGGUAUAUAAAAACAGAAUGGCUAGAAGAUCAAGGGAAGAAUUUCCUCUGCGAGUUGGGCCCAAAUAUUUUUAAAAUAUCUGAGGAGAGUUACCAGCUACUCAACGAAUUAAACCUGUUGUCACACGUAAGGGUCCUAAAUAGAAAGCUCCUAAGUGUCACCAAUAAAGUGAAGUUAAUUUACAAGCUCCUAUUUAAGAGGUACAAAGAAUUGAGAGCGUACGAUGAGGACAUUAGUGUCGAAGAGUACAUGAGGGAAAACUUCGAUUUGCAACACUACAACUUUUUGUUGUUACCUUUAAUUUAUGGAUCAUGUGGGGGUGUAGGGAGUAUUUCGGCUGUUUCUUUUUUUUCGCGUAAUCUCAAACUGUUCGAUAAUAAACUGAACACGUUGCGUGUGUGGCAGGAGCGCAUGGGGGGUGGAGUGUGCAGAGUGGAUAGCCUGAGCAGAGGUGAAGUUGGCUGUGAUGCUCCUCCCCCCAACGAAGAAAAGACGCCAAACCGAGAGAAACACAUCUCCGUGAGCCUACAACACUCCUGUGCGCAAAGAAUGAAUCAGAAGUACGACCUCUCCUCCUCCUUCAACAACAACGUGCUGCACACACAGGACAUGCCCAGCGGAGACACCAUGGGGGACACAGCUGAAGGGGAUACCCUAGGGGGGGACUUAAUUGGCAGGGCGAACACAAACGGGGAGGCGAGCCACGAGCACGCGAAUGGCAGUCACGAGAAUAGCAGCCCAGCGAAUGUUGAAUGCACAACUAAGCACCACGCAGGGAUGGACACCAUGAAGAGCCAGCCUGAUUUUAUGGAUACCCCCGCCGUGGAAAUGUUCCUCCACUUCGUAAAGCGAAUUUACGCAAAGUGCAAAUGCGCCAUCCUCCAGGCCAUACCGCUGCUCUAUACCCAGCUAGCCAAAAAGGGCUCCAAGGAAUAUGAACAAAAAAAAAAAAAAUCUUAGAUGUACGAAAUAAUUGACAAACUAAAAGAAAACAUAAAUAAAAAAUAUGUGUGGACGAAUGAAGAAGUAGAUUUUGUUGAAAAGUACAAAGAAGACACUUGGAUGUGUAUUACCAGGAGAAAACACUCGAACAAAACUUCCUGUGUAUAUGGGAGAAAUGUCAUCCUUACGGUGAACUCCAAGACAUGCGCCAAUAUCAUGCGCAAAAUUUUGCCUCCAGAAAUUAAGGCCAAUCUUGUAAAUGUGCAAUACUCAAGCAUCAUCAGCGUUACAGUGUACUACCAUAAGAAGGACAUAACCCUACCGCCAAACUGCUUUGGAUUUUUGUCUGCGGACAAAACGAAUCACAUUCUCGGGUGCUUCUACACGAGUAACAUGUUCAAGGAAAGGUGCAAUGACGACAGUGUUGUUGUAUUGACCCUAUACAUGGGGGGACAGAACAACCCUAAUGAUGUAUACCUGGAGGAGAAGGACAUAAUCCAAAUAGUGUCCAAAGAGCUCACAAAAAUAUUUCAUAUACAGAACAAUGUCCAACCUGUUAUCCUCAAGGUGAAGAAGUGGUUUGACUCUAUCCCCUUCUAUUCGCACAACUACGAAAGGCAUUUGAAAUGCUUCCUAAACGAGCUGCACAACCCCAAGUACCGGAACUUAUUUGUCGAUUCGGGUUGGAUUACCGGGACGUCCAUAUCUGACAGGAUUGCUUCGGCGAAGGCCUUGUCGGAGUUUAUGGCGGCCAGAGUCUUUCCG